AUGCCCUCCCCGACCUCUGCUAUGGCAGAGAGCCCCCAGCCUAGCGUCGGUAGUAUCCCAAGGCCCCAGGCCCGCUCGGCAGGCAUGGCAGAGAGGCCGGGGCGUAACGAGAGUUUGUCUGAUCUAGUUCGAUUUUUCCAGACCCAGAACAUGCCCGCCCCGCCCGCUGUUACAAGCCCAGACAGUACAACUGCACUGCCGGUCGUUCAAUCCCCGCCAAAUGAUCAGGUGGAUAAAGAGCAAUUGAAGCCUCUGCAUCGCCGUCUGCUGAAAUUCACCCAGCGUCAGAAGAAGGAGUUGUCAUCGUCGCCAAAGUCUAAACAGGAAGAACAACAGCGACAGAUCGAGGCCCUUCAGAGGGAAGGAUAUCUUAUGUCGAGCUCUUCAAAAUCUUCAAAACCUGCUUCGAGCUCGAGGUCGACAAGAUCAAAGAACAGUGUCGAUCGUUCUUCGAUAUCGAAAUCCAAGAGGCACGAUCUUGAAACAACUGGCCAGCCAUGGUUGCAAAAGGAGAACAGGGGCGACAAUCCGAAAGUUCCCGGUGACAACAAAGGUCGCCUGGCCUCCCUGGACCUGGGUGAUUUCAAUCCAAUGGUUGACGUUGCCGUCUCACUGACAUCGACGGACGACUCGUCACCACCGCCCUACCAACCAUCUGCUUCGAAUGCAUCGCAAAGUCAUCAAGGCCCUGCUUCCCAGUCGACUUCAGCACCGCCGCGGCCGAGCUCCUCGGCAGAUUCUCAUCCACCGAAUUCUCAUAAACCUGCAUCUUCACUCGCCUCUACAGUCGACACUCAGAGUAGUGAGUCAGGAGAUGGCUGCGCUCGCCGGCCUUCCAACUCUACCAAUUCGAGCAUUCGUGCCGUGGAGCGUGUGAUCAAGCCCUCAUCUGAGGCUCCUAGCAACCCCCCUGCGAGUGUCCCUACCAUUGAGUCGUCAGAUCAGUCUGUGAACAGUGAACCGAAACAAGGCCAAGACCCAGAUCAACGAGUUCAAUCCCCAGACCAUCCUCCCAAUCCGCCUCCGCCUGGAGCUCCCUCACAGCCCAGCUUGAAACUCUUUCCCGAUGUUGGACCACGAGUCUCAAGCAAAAAUGCAUGGAGGCUUUCGGCAGUGCCUCGAUAUCAAACUCCCACGGGCAAGCCUUCGGCGACCAAAGAUGCGCAGGCUGAGACACCUAUUACCGUCAAACCUGCAGACAAGAAGCAGUCAUCUGACAAUCUAUCGUCGGAAUCCACAAAGGGUGAGGUGGAACCCUUCUGCUCUGGUGCUUUGGUGCCCCCGAAAGAGUCUACCGAAUCAACAAACGAGCCAGUUUCUCAAGGCCAGAACAAGUCUCGGCCGCAAUCACUGGCAAUGGGAACCCUUAAAGCUUUCCCUCUUCCAGCACCUACCAGGCCUUUGCCAUCCAUUCCUGGUGCUAAACGUAUCGCAAGUGCUCCUCUGGAUGUUAAAGCCAACUCGAGUAUCCGGGUCAUGCGCUCAGGUUCAGGGCUCAGAAUUAUGAACUUGCAGCCUUCGCAACCUUCGCCUAUUGCCGAAGACCCACGUGAGCCUGAGCCGCGCCCUGCAACCGUGCUCGGAUAUGCUGGUGAAGGAGAUGCGGCGGCUGAUCAUGAAAGCUUGCUCUCACGCACAUCACAAGAACGCCCCAACUCAACGGAGCCGGAACAGCCUACCCCCAGGCGGUGCGCAUCUAGUACCCGUGUUCCUCGCAUGCACGAUCUCCAUGAAAGCCCAACAGAACGCGAUGAUGACCAGAAAGCAGCAGAGGGGGUACCCGUUGCAGACUCUCCUGUUUUGGGAAAACAAUUCACUCCCACAAAGCCUCAAGGAAAGCGUCACGUCUGCAAGGGUCUGCAUAUCAACUCCCGGGUUGACCAGAAGAACAUUCCCUUUGGUCUGCCCUCUCCUCCUCCGACCGCAUCUCUCCCAACAAAUCCUCCCCUGGCCCCGGUUGAAUACCCAGGAAGUCACCGCAACUUGACUGUUCCCAAGGGAGCUGCGGUUCCUUCUGCAAGAAGCCUGGAUGCGCCUCUUGGUCAGACGUUCCAUAGAGCCUCGAUCAUCUCCCGCAGCGACAGUUCUCGGAGCAGCCUCCGCCAUGAGAGCAUUCCAGAAUCAUACGAGCUCAAUCACUGCGAGUCUCCUAUCCCCUCAUCGGACGACGAGGGCUUCGGCCCCGCAUCCCGGACAGUGCGUGAUCGACGUACUACUGAAAAAUAUUCCAAGUGCCAAGAUCCAGUCCGCCGUGGCUUUGAGGCUGUCGAUGCACGACCUAGCCAUGGUCGACUUCGCUAUCCCUAUCCAGCCCGACCUUUGACACCGCAGGGUCGCAACAACCAUAGUUUCGACAAGGCGGUAUCACCCCAGUCCCAAUAUUCCCAAUCAACACAUCGCUCGCGAGAGUCUCAAAGCAGCUACCGCACUGAAGCGGGACGUGGCCGCGCCUCAAACUUCCUCGAGGAUCGAGUUGCCAACCUUGAACGCCAAAAUCAAAUCCUCCAGGCUGCUCUUAUGGCAGCACUCAAUGCCGGGGCCGUCAAGAACCAUAUGUCUGACCUGCCCGACGCUUCCCUAUCCCCCAUGUUUCCCGCCGCAAGCAUGGGAAAUCCCUACCAGAACCGAUUCAACUACCGCCCAGAAAGCUGGGUCAGUUCUCCCCGCAGCAGUGAGUACAGUGGGUUUGAAACCCCAAGCUCGUUGCGUGACAGACGGGCCGAUGUCCGCCAGCUUGACAACAUGAUCGAGGACAUCGAGUCCGGCUGGCUGUCUGACAAGUCGAGUCUUAGCGGGGCUCGCAUGGCUCACCGCCGCUGA
Molecule: messenger RNA, 2820 nt
Organism: Penicillium cinerascens
Lineage: Eukaryota; Fungi; Ascomycota; Eurotiomycetes; Eurotiales; Aspergillaceae
Exons: 1
Coding region: 1-2820 (939 amino acids)
Source: RefSeq, a predicted model, not a curated record